Molecule: messenger RNA, 1113 nt
Organism: Trypanosoma theileri
Lineage: Eukaryota; Euglenozoa; Kinetoplastea; Trypanosomatida; Trypanosomatidae
Exons: 1
Coding region: 1-1113 (370 amino acids)
Biological process (GO): phospholipid translocation; retrograde transport, endosome to Golgi
Cellular component (GO): endosome; trans-Golgi network
Source: RefSeq, a predicted model, not a curated record
AUGCCAGUUCUACUCGACAAGAUGGAGGAUAACAGAUUAAAUAAGAGUACCAUAUCAAAUACUGUAGGUGAAACAAAUAAUAAUAAUAAUAAUGCAAUGUCGAUUGAACAUUCAUGGAAAGAUAUCGGUUUUUUUCUAUUUUCAGUAGGUAUGGUGGUUGGACCUCAUAUUGGGUAUAUGUUUCAAAUUCAUGAGAUGUCUACUAAAAGAAAUGUAGAAGGAUAUUCUCCAAUUGUCUCAGCAAUUCUUUUAUUAAGUAAUAGUAUUCGUAUUCUCUAUUAUAUUGGAUAUCAAUUUGCCCUUGCGCUUUUAUUUCAAUCCGUACUCGCCGUUGUGGUUCAUCUCUUAUUAUUAUUGCUUGUUGUACAUAUUGUGCAGGUGGACUAUCAUAUUGAUAGUGAUUCUCCCGAGGCCAAUGGAGGGGAAAUGACAGAAACUGGAGUAGAAAUAAAUAAUAAUAAUAAUCAUAAUACUAUUAAUAAUCAUAAUAAUAAUAAUGGGAGUACACCUGUUGAAGUGACACAAGGUGUAGAUCCGAAUACCGUAAUUGUGAGUGAAGGUGUCUCACAUUGCUUUGCAUUUCUUUGGUUAGAUCAUCAGGCUUCUAAGAUUGAACUUGCCAUUUUAUCUCUUUCCCCUUCUGGUCUUGUACGUUUAUACUUCAUUUGGCUUUUCAUUGCCAUGAUGGUCGUUCUUGUUUAUUAUGCCAUUGUUGGCGUGCCUGUUGUUGUUGGAUAUGUGGCUCUUGGACUUGAGGCUUUAUUGGUUUUACCGCAGAUUCUGCGAAAUCACCGUCGAUGUAGUACCGCUGGACUCACCAUGAUGCUUGUGUUGACAUGGGUAUUGGGAGAUCUCAUUAAGGUGGUGUAUUUUAUUGUAGAUAAGCAACCAUUGCCAUUCCUUGUCUGUGGAUGUAUACAAAUAGGAUUGGAUGUGAUUGUGGUAGCCCAGGUUAUUUAUUAUCACUUUCAUAAUAAUGGUAGAAUGGAGAAUAGAGAACGGCAGACAUCGGCGGUUGUGGGGAUUGGGGAGGAUUUGCAGGUGGAGACUUCAGUCGCCACACCAACAGCCAUGGAAGGGGAAAUAGUGCGGCCAAACUCUGUUAACAAGUAA